UAUAUUUUAACACGAGCGAUUGUUAUUUAAACACACGCGAGAUCAGAUUUUCAGGAGGGUUCAGCUAAGGCUUUAUUGCGUCAAAACUCUACCGAAAAACGUGCACAAAAACAUUGAACGAAAAAAAAUAGUAUAUAUGCCAGCACACAUAACAACUUUCUGAUACUGAAUUAAAUAAAAAUUGAAGGACUAUCCUGCUUUUCCUUCUUUUCAUAAGAAAAUAUGAUAUCUUUAAAGAUUCGAAGCUAUUUUUUAAGAUUGAAUAUCAAUUUUUUUUACUUUUUUGGACCAAAUAUAACAUAUGAGGAAUGAGGAUUAUGUAUGGUCAAAACUUGGGGUCGCACGGAUAUAGUAAUAGCCCCACGAAAACCGUAAAUAAAGAUUAUAGCUGCGAUUGAUUUUUAUUAAAGACCAUCACGACCCAACAAAUCGAGCAACAAAUUCUUCCUUCAGAACCAGAAGAGGGACUCGACGCAAUAAAAUUCGUUGAUAAACAAAAACAACGAUUAGCUGAAUAGAGCUGAGGGCGAAUGAAUAACCUACAAAACAUAACUUGCGCCUUGGCCUUCACACGCGUACUGCCAAGAGUGCCAAGUACUGCAUCGGAGUGCAUCGGCGAAAAUGAACACGGCCACACGUGACGACACGACCAAAACAGCUGAUUCAGAUGAUUUCGAUCUCUACGCGGUUUCUUAGUCCGAACUGCUUCCAGAUUUUCAGUUUUUAUUCAGUUAUUGCCCACAUUAGUUAUUAUUAGCUUAGAACAAAAGUUUAUCGCGAGGAAAAAAUGGCAAAAAUCGAAUUAUCAUUGUUGCGGACAAAAUUUCGUGGGUCUUUACUGGGUGUAUUAACCGGUGAUUGUUUAGGAAGUCCUUAUGAAAACAACAAUCUUCUCACUUCUGGUGAAAAAGUUGUUUUACAAAAGUUUUUAGAUAAACUGGAAGGACCGGUAUUCAAAGCUCCUGUCAUCCAGUAUACCGAUGACUCUGCAAUGACCCGUUCUAUAGCACAAUCGUUGAUAGAAAAAAGGUCCUUAGUUCUUGAAGACAUCGCCAAAAAGUUUGUAAAAAACUAUUACCAAGAGCCUAACCGGGGCUAUGGUCCAAGCGUCAUAAAUGUAUUUCAUAAACUACGAGGGAACAAAUUUUCUGACAUACUAACCCCCGCAAAAGAACAAUUUAGUGGUGAAGGAUCUUUGGGGAAUGGAGGAGCAAUGAGAGUAGCUCCGAUUGCUUUGUUCUAUCAUAAUGAUUAUGAUCAGUUGGUUAAAGCAACACGACUAGUAACUGCAAUUACGCAUACCCAUAAAUUGGGUAUUGACGGAGCAAUUCUCCAGGCGAUCGCGAUCCAACAAAGUCUUCUUUCAGACCCAGAAGAAGAACUCGACGUAAUAAAAUUCGUUGAUGACUUGAUUGGUAAAAUGGAUAUAAUAGAAGAAAAUGAUGAAGGAUUGGAUUUCGUUGACCCACAAACUUUCAAAAUGCAACUAGUUGCAAUUAAGAAUCUAUUGAAGGAAGAAGGCGCGCAUGAAGUGAAAAUAGUUGAGAAAUUAGGUCACGAUGUGACCGCAUUCGGAUCGGUUCCCACGGCAAUAUUUUGCUUCUUACGAGCUCAGAAAUCAAUCGAGGGAAUACGGUCGGACAACCCAUUCAGACGUGCUAUUCAAUAUGCUAUAAGCCUUGGGGGUGAUGCUGACACAAUAGCAGCGAUGACCGGUGCCUUGGCAGGUGCUUUUUACGGCGAUGCGAAACUGAACUCGGCUCUCCUCCAACAUCUCGAAGCUUCUACGGAAUUUCAAAGUCUCGCUGACAAAUUGUAUGAGAUUUCUACAAACAAAUAAAAUGGAGCUGUCGAACA
This is a messenger RNA of Venturia canescens, 1857 nucleotides long. RefSeq names its product ADP-ribose glycohydrolase ARH3-like. Gene Ontology annotation, cellular component: mitochondrion; nucleus. The transcript is spliced from 6 exons. The record is from RefSeq and is a predicted model, not a curated record. Bases 788 to 1840 code for a protein of 350 amino acids. Lineage: Eukaryota; Metazoa; Arthropoda; Insecta; Hymenoptera; Ichneumonidae.